AUGAAAGCUGAAGCAUGGGUGUUGGGAGUAGAGAAGUUAUUUGAAGUCUUUCCUUGUACCGAAGCUCAGAAGGUGCAAUUGGCUGCAUUCACUUUCGAGGAUGAGGCGCGGAGAUGGUGGAUGCUUACGAGAACUAUACAUCAAGGAUUGGCAUGGGACAGGUUCUUGGAGAUAUUCUAUGAUAAGUAUUUUCCACAAAGUAUGCGAGAUAAAAAGGUGACUGAAUUUGAAACUCUCAGGCAAGGGAACAAGACUGUUGCUGAGUAUGAAGCUCAAUUGCCGAGUUGGCCCGGUUCACACCUCACAUGGUGGACACAGACUAUAAGAAGGCACGAAAAUUUGAAGGGGGAUUAUAGGGGGAAAAGGCAAAAUAGUCAAUGGUCGAAGGGGGCAACUACUCCACCAAAUAAGAAACAAAAUUCAGGGACUUCAAAUGUUUCUACCCCUAAUCAAGAUUCAAUUCCUGUAUGUGUGGAGUGUGGAGAGAGGCACCGUGGGAUAUGUUAUCGGAAGUCUGGAGCCUGCUUUCAGUGUGGAAAGACGGGCCAUGUGAUAAGGGAUUGCCCUCAGAGGAAGCAGCAGCAAAAUAGCAAUAGGACUGCUACCAGCGUAACGGGGUCUGCACCAACUAUCAAUACCAAGGCACUGGUCAAAGCUACUAACAACAAGGACACCGCGAGACAAGGUAGGGUGUUUGCAUUGGUUUCGGGAGAUGUGCAAAAGGCGGCGACAGUUGUGUCAGAUACAUCCGAGGAAGCAUUAUCUUAUAUGUUGUGUGUGCCUUCACCGUUGGGAGAUUCUAUGAUUUGUACUUCUAUAUAUGCUGCUUGUGAGCUCCACCUUGGGGAUAUUCGGGUAUACGCUAACUUAAUACCUCUCGAUAUGAUGUAUUUUGAUAUUGUACUAGGAAUGGACUGGUUGAGUAAACAUAGUGCAACUAUAAACUGUUUGACUAAGCAAGUGAGUUUUCACCCUCCUGGUCAAGCAGAAUCUAUAUUUCAGGGACAAGAGGUGACUUCCCCACCGUAUUUGAUUUUUGCAGCAAAGGCUUGUAGAUUAAUUCAGAAAGGGUGUCAGGGGUAUCUGUGUAGUGUUGUAAAAGAGCAAAUGGUGAAUGGGGGUACUGACAUAAUUCCAGUUGUUCGUGAAUUUCCGGACGUCUUCCCAGAAGAGUUACCAGGGCAAUUGAUAGACUGA
Molecule: messenger RNA, 1197 nt
Organism: Camellia sinensis
Lineage: Eukaryota; Viridiplantae; Streptophyta; Magnoliopsida; Ericales; Theaceae
Source: RefSeq, a predicted model, not a curated record